Sardina pilchardus (European sardine) is the source of this 5748-nucleotide messenger RNA. It is a transcript of the gene cyld, whose product is annotated as cylindromatosis (turban tumor syndrome), a. Gene Ontology annotation, cellular component: cytosol. Bases 673 to 3654 code for a protein of 993 amino acids. NCBI's taxonomy places the organism in Eukaryota, Metazoa, Chordata, Actinopteri, Clupeiformes, Clupeidae. The transcript is spliced from 19 exons. Gene Ontology annotation, biological process: positive regulation of extrinsic apoptotic signaling pathway; necroptotic process; protein K63-linked deubiquitination. The record is from RefSeq and is a predicted model, not a curated record. Gene Ontology annotation, molecular function: cysteine-type deubiquitinase activity; K63-linked deubiquitinase activity.
UUUUGAUUUGCCAAUGAUGGAGUACGUAGUAUCCGCAAAUGUCAGUGUAGCAUGGUGUCGUAACUCGCCUUGUAAAUAAACUGAAAUUAGUUCUAAAUUAUUUAACACGUUGCUGUCUUCUAUUCACUUGUCGACCGCCAGUGGAAUGGCCAUGUAACUAGACUUGGACAGUCAACAAGCUGUCGUCGAAGUGCAUCUUAAAGAACUUAAGAAAAGGAACAGUACAAAUUUCGUCUCAAUUCGACUGCAUGGGCUACGGAUACAGCUGUCUGUUGGCGAGCUAGCCAGUCGAGCUUCGAAGCAGUGUGUGAAACGACCAAAGCUGCCUUGUGGAUUUGACAGAAGCGAAUCCACAGUGAAACACUUUUGGUAACGUUAGCGUCUCCUGUGAGAUGUCAUCUGAAAUAAGCAGGCCUGCCAUCCUUCACGUUGAGGCAAGAUAGCAGCUAACUGUACCUUUGGAUUCAGCGAAAGGUCCUGAUCUGUGGGCUCCUGCGAUUUGCCCCCCCGUAGACAUGCCAGCGUCCAGGUGAAGGGUCAUGACUGGAGUCCUUGGCACAGAUCCUGUGACUGCCCCACUGGUGUAGCCCCCCCCAACCUCCUCGUGUUUGUGUCUGUCUCGCCCUCACCCCUUGCUCCCUGUGCUAUGCCCCAGCCACCCUGCCCUCAGCCAUGAGUUCGGCCCUGUGGAGCCAGGAGAAGCCCGGGGGCGGCAGCGGCGGGGGCUGCUUCCGGGAGGACUGGCGCUUCUACAUGGUGGUGACCGAGUGCGUGGUGGAGAAGCCGCCGCAGAAGACGCUGCGCAUCCCCCGCGGCAGCCUGGGCCAGGCCUGCCAGGAGCGCAACAGCCUGGGCCGCACGCUGCCGCCGGCCAAGGGCAAGCGGAGCCUGCGGCUGCUGGACCAGGCCAACGUGGUGCUGAGCCUGGACGAGCGCGACGUGGCCGAGCUGGACGAGAAGCUGGCCGAGCUGCUCUUCCCCAUCACCAACUGCGAGGAGCGCUACAGCCUGCUGUGCAACGAGCCGCGGCUGGAGCGCGCCCGCCAGAUCGACUGCGGCUCCAAGGUGCGCGUGCAGCUGCGCUCCGGCGACGACCCUCUGCCCGGCGUGGUGCGCUUCAAGGGGUCGCUGCUCCCGGACCGGGCCCUCUCCGGCAUCUGGUUCGGUGUUGAGCUACUGGAGGAGGGCCGAGGCCAGGGCUUCACGGAGGGCUCGUACCAGGGCCAGCAGCUGUUCCGCUGCGAGGACGAGUGCGGCGUGUUCGUGGCCGUGGACAAGCUGGAGCUGUGGGAGGACGAGGACGACGAGCUGGGCGAGCUGGAGGUGGACUCGGUCACGCUGGUCGACAGCGAGCACGACUUCCCGCCGCUGGAGAUCAACUCGCGCGUGCUGGUGCAGACCCGCGAGGGGCCCGAGCGCGGCACCAUCAUCUUCUACGACCUGCUGCCCGGCAACGAGAGCCUGGGCUUCUACGUAGGGGUGGACAUGGACAAUCCGAUUGGGGACUGGGACGGCGUUUUUGACGGGAAGCUGCUGUGUAGCUUUGCCAGCCUCGAGCACACCCGCCUCGUGCCCGUCUGUGACGUGAUGCCAGAGUACUCCAUGCAGGACCAGAGGCCGCCCAAGCACAGCUUUGCCUCUAGAGGCAGCGGCAGUGACAAGUCCUCUGGCCAGAGCAAACCAAAGAGCAAAGGAUUAGGUCUUCAGUGUGGGAGUAGGAGCAAGUCUGAGUUUUAUUACACUUUAAAUGGCAGUUCUAUUGAUCACCCAGCCCAGUCCAAAUCCAAAAGCACAUGGUACAUUGACGAAGCGUCAUGCAGCUGUCUGCUGGGAGAGGACCCUGCCAAGUCCCUCACCGACACUCCCCCCGACUUCAAUCAGGCGUCUCCGCCGUCCCGCGCCGCCCCGCCCUCCACCUCGCUGACCAGCGACCAGAAGUUCCACUCGCUGCCCUUCAGCCUGAGCCGCAAGAGCGGCCCCAACGGCAGCAUGAGCCAGGGCCCUCUCUCGCUGUCCGUGCAGUCGGUCAGGGCCGACCAGCCCGACCAGCAGCUCCAACAGCAGCAGCAGCAGCAGCAGCAGCAGCAGCAGCAGCAGCAGCAGCAACUGGGCCAGCAGCAGCAGCCUCCGCAGCCCACGGCCACCGCCUCCUCCCCCAGGCUGCCGUCGCCGCCGCGGGGGCACCUGCGCCUGGAGGUGGGCUCGCUGGUGGAGGUGAAGGAGAACCCGCCGCUCUGCGGGGUCAUCCGAUGGGUGGGGCUGCCCCCGGGGCUGGAGGAGCACCUGGCAGGCCUGGAGCUGGAGGAGGAAUGUGUGGGCUGCACGGACGGCACGUUCAAGGGCACGCGCUACUUCACCUGCCCGCCCAAGAAGGCCCUGUUCGUCAAGCUCAAGUGCUGCCGGCCCGACUCACGCUUCCCCUCGCUGCACCACUCCGCCAACCCCAUCGAGCGCUGCAACUCCAUCGCCUUCGGAGGUUACCUGAGCGAGGUGGUGCACGAGAACACCCCUCCGCGCACAGAGAACGACGGGCUGGAGGUGAUGGUGGGCAAGAAGAAAGGCAUCCAAGGCCACUACAACUCCUGUUACCUGGACUCCACCCUCUUCUGUCUGUUUUCGUUCAGCUCUGUUUUGGAUACGGUACUGCUGAGGCCUCGGGCCAAAACUGAUGUAGAGUAUUACAAGGAGACACAGGAGCUGUUACGUACAGAGAUAGUCAACCCGCUACGCAUACACGGCUAUGUGUGUGCAACUAAAAUAAUGAAGCUAAGAAGAAUCCUGGAGAAGGUGGAGGCAGCCUCUGGCUUCACCUCUGAAGAGAAAGAUCCUGAGGAAUUCUUGAACAUCCUGUUCCAUCACAUCCUGAGAGUGGACCCUUUGCUGAAGCUGCGGUCAGCCGGGCAAAAGGUCCAGGACUGCUACUUCUACCAGAUCUUCAUGGAUAAGAAGGAUAAAGUGUUAGUGCCCACAAGCCAGCAGCUUUUAGAGUGGUCCUUCAUCAACAGCGAUCUCAAAUUCGCUGAGGCUCCUUCCUGCCUUAUAAUCCAGAUGCCUCGCUUUGGGAAGGACUUCAAAAUGUUCAACAAGAUCUUCCCCUCUCUCGAGCUCGACAUCACAGACUUACUUGAAGACACUCCUAGGGAGUGCCGCAUCUGUGGGGGUCUGGCCCUAUACGAGUGCAGAGACUGUUACGAGGACGGUGACAUCACAGCUGGGAAAAUCAAGCAGUUCUGUGAAAAGUGCAAUACCCAGGUCCACCUCCACCCGCGGCGGAAGUGCCACCGGCACGGGAAGCUGUCCGUGCCCAAGGAGCUGCAGGAGAGCGUGUGGCGCCAGGGCAGCUUCCCCCACCAGCGGAUGGAGCUGUUCGCCGUGCUCUGCAUCGAGACCAGCCACUACGUGGCGUUCGUCAAGUACGGCGCCGCCGACUCCGCCUGGCUCUUCUUCGACAGCAUGGCCGACCGGGAUGGGGGCCAGAACGGUUUUAACAUCCCCCAGGUGUCGCCGUGUCCGGAGGUGGGGGCGUACCUGAAGAUGACCCCCGAGGAGCUCCACGCCCUGGACCCCAAGAACAUCCAGGGCUACGCCCGCCGCCUGCUGUGUGACGCCUACAUGUGCAUGUACCAGAGUCCCACCAUGAGCCUGUACAAAUGAAGAGAUCCUACAUGUGUACUACACACACACAUACUCACGCACACACAGACAGACACACAAACCCACUGACACAAACCGAACUGAGGAAAAAGGAUGUGGGGGGGAGGAGGGGGGUUGAACAUGGAGCGUUGCCCAUGAAACUGACAUUCCCCCCUCCUUCUGCCUCCUCCUCUCCCCCCCUCUAAAAAACAAAUAACAAAUAAAAGAGAUACUCCUCCCAUCAAUGCCUUGCCUGCAUCGCUGUCUGUGUAAAGAUGAAGAAAGAUGAGAUAGAUGGAGAGGGUGCGGAGGGGGAAGAGGAGGAAGAGGAUGGUGUCGACUACGAUGAAGAGAAGGAGGAAGAAGAAGAAAAAGAAGAAGAAGAAGAAGAAGCCUAUUUGCACUGUGUGUUUUGUUGAAGUGUUCUUCUCUUCGUGUUUUCCCUCCCAUCAGUAAACACAAGUCACCCCAGUGGACAGACAGUUUCUCCAGUGCCGGAAGGGUGCAGGGCUGAGUGCUCAUCCUGAGAGAAGUGUGUUGUGUGUGUGUGUGUGUGUGGGGGGGGGUGUUGGGGAGGGGAGCUGAUGAAUAUUCACUGGGAUCGGUGGGAGACAGCAGGGGGAUGCGAUCGUCUCAGGUGACUGCAGCGUCUGAUACCCGAACGAGCCGUGGUAACUGGAGCUCGGCCUCCUCUCUCAGAUCCAAAGGAAAGAGACUAGAGUCCUGGCUCUCUCCGGCAGAGGACAAGAUGACAUCUCUCUCUCUCUCUCUCUCUCUCUCUCUCUCUCUCUCUCUCUCUCUCUCUCUCUCUCUCUCUCUCUCUCUCUCUCUCUCUCUCUCUCUCUCUCUCUCUCUCAUCCUGUAACCGAACCAACACAGAAAUAACGCUCAUGUCAGCGUGAAGCAGACUCUGCACUGUUCGACUCAAUAGCCCCAUUGUAGAACAGACGUCUCAGUACCGCGCUCAGCUGUUACACGUACACUGUACACGACCCAUCUCUGCGUAUUAUGUCCAAACCUCGGCGCUGCAAGUAGUGUGGACAUGUUUUUUUUUUUUUUUUGACAGUUGGUCUCAUUCCCAUGUUUGCUGUGAUUUUUUUUGUUUGUUUGUUUUUGCCCUUUCUCUGUCCAGUGUAACGCACUAUGUUGCUUCAGACGUCACAUUGUUAAUUUGGCUACAGUUUGCAUUGUAAUGUUAAGCUUCUGCGACUCUUUUUUUUGGAUUUGACCGGAUAGCACAAGAGUAAAGCACAGUCUUUUUGGAUGUAACAGCUUGAUUUUAUGUGUACUUUUCAAUUUAAGGGGGGAAAACAGCUUUCCCACACAAGCUUUCUAUGUGUUGGAGACAAACUAAAAUGAAUUUAUCGUGGUAAUACCCACUACUACCAAUAUGCAUUCUAGACUUAUUGUAAUCCCAUGUUUACAGGUAUAGCUCCUGAACAUGCAUUGGUGGAAAAAAAAAAAAAAAGAUUGCGAAAGUCUGCCUUUUCCGACCUAGUCAUUGCACUGAACUUUUCUUUUAAGAGUUAAAAUAUAUAUACCUAACUAAGAUAUAUAAGAUCAUGGAGGCAUGAAAAACAGGAGUUCAAUUACACACAAUGGAUGGAUUUAGUGCAGGUACUCAACAAAUCAAGAAAUGCUCAGCUACACUAUCAUCAAAUGAAUAAAAUUUGACUGCCUUUUGGAUCUUGUUCUGAGAUGAUAUUCAUUCACAGAAGAGAAAUUGCAGAGCAACAAUAGUUUACACUGAGUUAUGGCAGUGCUACUGAGCUGGGAGACUGUCCCUCUAAACUGGAGGAAAUUAAGUUGUGUUGGUGGUCCGAGAGGUAUGAAAAGGUUGCGAGUCUCACGUAUGUGGUGUCCCCAAAAAGACCGGUCAUGAUGUACUGAACACAGGUCUUCACUUAAUGGGGUAGUCCGUGUGUUAAGGUUUAAAUAAUUGCUUUCUGUGUCGACUUGUGCUCCUUAUUUAUGCGACAGACUUAUGAGAGUUUUGAAAAACAUUGAAGAUGGACAAUGAAUUUGGGAAUCUGUCACAUAUAAGCAGAAUGGGAUUUAAUAUUUCUGUGCUGUUCUCCUAAGUGUAACUAAAUUAAAAUCCUUGUUUUGAAAACA